Molecule: messenger RNA, 3822 nt
Organism: Sitodiplosis mosellana (orange wheat blossom midge)
Lineage: Eukaryota; Metazoa; Arthropoda; Insecta; Diptera; Cecidomyiidae
Gene: stck
Product: LIM and senescent cell antigen-like-containing domain protein 1
Exons: 7
Coding region: 173-1213 (346 amino acids)
Biological process (GO): positive regulation of substrate adhesion-dependent cell spreading; positive regulation of integrin-mediated signaling pathway; cell-cell adhesion
Cellular component (GO): focal adhesion; cell-cell junction; cytoplasm
Source: RefSeq, a predicted model, not a curated record
AUGAAGUAAUUCUCAGUUUUUAAAGAGAAAGAAAAAGAAGAGUCGCAUUUUUAUCUUGUAAAUAUGUUGUUUGAUUAGUGUAUUUUUCAGUGCAUUUUUUGGUUUUUACACAUUUUUUUAAACAAUUUUCAAAAGAGGAAAAUAGAAAAAAGAUCAAUCAUCAUAAAUCGCCAUGCCCCCGAUCGUUGGUACCGUCAUGGCUGCUAACGCCUUGGGCAAUAUGAUUUGCUCGCGCUGCGAAGAAGGAUUCGAAGUGCACGAGAAAAUUGUCAAUUCAAAUGGGGAACUUUGGCAUACGCAGUGUUUUGUUUGUGCUCAGUGCUUUCGUGCCUUCCAGGAUGGCAUCUUCUAUGAAUUCGAAGGUCGCAAGUAUUGUGAACGUGAUUUUCAUGUUCUUUUUGCUCCGUGUUGCAACAAAUGCGGUGAAUUCGUCAUUGGACGCGUUAUAAAGGCUAUGGCCGCCAGCUGGCAUCCACAGUGCUUCUGUUGUGAAUCUUGCCACAAAGAACUGGCCGAUUGUGGAUUUAUUCGUAAUCAAAAUCGCGCUUUGUGCCACGAUUGCAAUGCCAGAGAAAAGGCAGGCGAACUUGGAAAAUACAUUUGCCAUAAAUGCCAUGGCAUUAUUGAUGGUCCACCACUUCGAUUCCGUGGUGAAGUCUACCACGGCUACCAUUUUAAUUGUACGUCGUGCAACUGUGAAUUGGAUUCGACGGCUCGUGAAGUGAAAAGUCGUCCAGGUUUUGCAGCCAAUGACAUGAAUGAGUUGUAUUGCUUGCGUUGCCACGAUAAAAUGGGUAUCCCAAUCUGUGGUGCUUGUCGUCGUCCGAUCGAAGAGCGUGUUGUUACCGCCCUCGGGAAAAAUUGGCACGUCGAGCAUUUUGUGUGUGCCAAGUGUGAAAAACCAUUCUUAGGGCAUCGGCACUACGAGAAACGUGGCUUAGCCUACUGUGAAACGCAUUACCAUCAACUGUUCGGCAACUUGUGCUUCGUUUGCAAUCAAGUCAUCGGUGGUGAUGUUUUCACCGCUUUGAACAAGGCCUGGUGUGUGCAUCAUUUCUCAUGCUCCGUUUGCGACACUAAAAUGACGCAAAAGUCCAAAUUCUACGAAUAUGACGAGAAGCCCGUUUGCAAGAAAUGCUACGAGAAGUUCCCAACUGAGCUCCGUCGCCGAUUAAGAAUAUCACAUGAAAACACCAUGAAGAAGCCAACAUAAAAAGCCCAACAUUUGUUUUUUUUAAACUUCCACCUGGAAUAAAACACCCAUCUUCACGAAGAAAGAACGAGAAAAACUCCGAAUCCAUUACUGCCAAAAUGAAGAUGAAGCCAACGAAUUUUCUGUAGUCGUAUUUAUGGCCAAUGGGAACAUUGUUGUAUCCGAAAAACCAAUUAUUAACCUUAACCAAAACAUGAAAUUAACAAGACCAUAGUCACUUGGAUAUUUAAAUUUUUGUUUAUUAUUUUAUUUUAAUUGAAUAAUAUCCGUAUUUUUCUCUUUUGUAUGAUUUAUCUUUAACAAUGUUUAUUUUGUAUUGAAUUCAUUGUGCCUAAACUGUAUGAUUCAUGUGCCUUAUAUAAAAAUACAAUUAAUUCAAUGCAUAUUUCGAAAUGAACGAUUCUAAUCGAGAUCAUUUGUAUUAAUACCGAUUUUGAUUCUAAUCAAACGGUCGAAUCUCAUCAAUUCGAGACUUACAAUGCUUAGGCUAGUUUCAAUUGAUGAUGAACAACUUGAUAGUCUUCAUACUUGUCAUUCAAUUUCUGUUCUAGCUCAAUCUACUGAACAUAAACAAACAUUCGCAACAUAACAACAAAUGCAAAAAAAUACCGAAUAUCUGAUCUUUAGGUCAUCGUGCAUGGUGAGACUUCCAAUGAUUCAGAUAUCGUUGCAUUAUUAUGCGAUGUCAAGUGGGAACAUUUUCAUCUCGAAAACUUAUUUUAGUUGUAGCAAUGCGAUAUUCACAGUUGUCGAGACUUGCUCGAAUACUUAAAAUAAAACUUAAUAAAUGUUCAAAAUCUAACACAAUUCGACUGAGUUUUGAUAUUUGCAAAAUUGCAACAAUUUUCUCCGACAGGAUGCUCUUUCAUUAUAGCUCUAGCAUUUUUACAGCCUGCACUGUGACAAAUGGAAAGAUAUCGUACUCUUCCAAAUUGAUGAUCGCUUCCUUCAGUGUCUCGUGGCGAUGUGACAUCAGCAGCUGUGAAAUGGAACGAACAAAAUUGCUUUUAGAAUAUGAUAACGAUUUGCAACCUUCCGCUCGAAGCAUCAAAUGAUUGCUUUGCACUUUACCUUUUUGAUUUGUGGUUUGAGCUCGUCUCUGGACAGAGCUAGAAUCACGGCUCCGAAAUGGAACUGCUUCAUUGCGAUGCACGUUUCGACCAAAUCGACGAAAUUGAGCUUGUGUUUGACUGGACACGAUUGAAGAAUGAACAAUGAUUUGGACAGCGCUUCAUCUUGUUCAUCUGUGCGUAGUUUGCCCAUGUUCUUGAACGGUAAUCGAAUUAAAUAAUUAAAGGCGGCCACAAUGCCAUCCGAAUGAACGAUUUCUGGCUUCACCGAGAUUUUGUUGAUAAUCGAAUUGAGCUCAUCGGCCAUGUGUAGAGCGACCAUUUGCCGUAAGACAUUGUUCCAAAUUUUCGGCUCAUAAAUGUUAUAGCCCAAACAGAUGUACGUGAUGACACUCAAUGCCUUCGGAUUCGUUGCAUGCGACGACCAAAUUUGCUUUAGAAUUUUGAUUUUAUCAUACGAUUGGAACUUUUCAAUCGACAACAUAUAACCGAACGGCUUCAAAUGAUGCACACAUUUCAGUGCAAUGUACUUUGAUUCUUCGACAAAUUCUAAGAAUGUUGGGUUCAUAUCUUUGUUGGCCAAUUUGAUGAGACAUUCGAACAGCUGCAGCUGACGGCUGGUGUUCAUGCUUUCGCCCUGCCCAGUGAAUAUAUUGUUGAUGAUAAAUUGUGACGCACCCACUGGAUCCCAUGAUUUGAGUAUGUAGUAUGCUCUGAAAUGAGGAGAAAUCGUUAGCCUAUUCGAUUGAUUAUUAACAAAAACUGAGAAAAAUUGACAUACUUUUCAACCGAAAGAUUGGCAUUCUCGUCUUCAUCUUUCAUUGGUGUAACGGUUGAAUUGAGCUCAUCAUCAUACAGCGUUUGCUCCAGUGGGUUAUUUUCAUUCGUUGCUCCAACUGCAAGCCAUUGCUUUAGCAGACUCGUUUGAAUGUCAUGGAAUUUCAAUCCAAACAAUUUGGCAAAUUCUUCGGCCACCUUGUUCACAUCGCACUUGGAAUCGGUGUUGUUCAAAUUUGUGCGAUUGUACAGUGCUUUGAUGAGCUCUUGUGGAUUGGCAAUCAAGUCAGACAAAUCAUCAUCGUACAAGCCGUACAAGUGCAGUUGAUGUUGCACUUUAAGCACCGAAUACUUGCUUUUGAUUUUAAGAGCAAGAUCUUUCGAUCGUUGCACUUCGUUCAGCGCCGCUUGAUUUUGUUUGACAAACUUGUAGCAUUGAUAUGCGGCUUCCAAUUGAUCGGCCCCUUCUGGUGCAUUGCUGAACACCAUAUACAAAACCAAUAAAAUGCGAUGAAUAUCUUUCAUAUGAUACACAACAUGCAUCACCGACUGUAAGAAUGCAUUAUUCACCGGUUGCAAGCACCACGCGCUAUGCUCCUUAUUGCUCGAUUGACGCUCGCUUAGCACUUUUUUGAACACGGUCAUGCAUAGCGUAUCUUUUUCCUGGUCGAUUUCAACAGCAUUCACAAUGCCAUGCAUAUGUGAACUGAACUUGAUCAACGGGAACCAUUCAACACAAUCUUCGAUUGUCACCACGUCUCC